AUGGUAACUGCUAGCGAUAUCGCAAUUGUUGGAUACUCCUUCAAGCUUCCCCAAGACACUAACGAUGAUGCAAGCUUCUGGGAGGUGCUUCAAGGCCGGCGCAAUCUGAUGACUGACUGGCCUGAAGGUCGUGUCAAGACAGAGUCGUUCGCUAGUAAUAAGCAUCAGAAGUGGAAUGGAAAGGGAGGUCAUUUCAUCAACGACGAUGUAGCUGCUUUUGAUGCUCCCUUUUUCUCCGUUACGGCGAAAGAAGCGGCAUCCAUGGACCCGAUGCAGCGCUGGACACUGGAAACUACCUAUCGUGCUUUUGAGAAAGCGGGUAUUCCAGCCGAGAGUCUCAAGGGUUCCCGCACUGCUGUGUUCUCUGCCUCUAUGCUGGAGGACUACAGUAGAAUGGGAGCCAUGGACCCGGACUACCUGGAACGAACUGCAGUAACUGGAAGUACUGUUUCCUGUGUCAUACCGAACCGCGUCAGUUGGUACUUCGACCUACGCGGGCCGAGUAUUCAUAUCAAUACAGCAUGCUCUAGUAGCUUGUCGGCUGUUGAUAUGGCCUGUAAGGUCCUGGAUAGUGGCGAUGCUACAUGUGCCGUUGUAACCGGUGCCAACCUUCUUCUCGAUCCGAGCAUCUUCCAGGUACUAUCUAAUCAAGGGUUUCUCUCCCCAGAUGGCGUUUGCUACAGCUUUGACCAACGAGCCAACGGCUACGCACGAGGAGAAGGCAUCAUUGCUCUUAUUCUAAAGCCAGUGCAUACAGCGAUUGAGGACGGGGAUACGAUUCGAGCUGUGAUUCGGUCAAUUGGCUCUAACCAGGAUGGAAAGACUCCGACUCUUACCCAACCUAGUUCACAGGCUCAGGAGGAGCUGAUCCGUCACGUUUAUGAGCAAGCAAACCUUGAUAUUAGCAUGACUCGAUAUGUUGAGGCGCACGGAACCGGAACGCCCGUUGGUGACCCAAUCGAGAUGAAAGCCAUUGGCCGAUGUUUUCAAGAGUCCCGUUCAUCUUCAGAACCCCUGUUUGUUGGCUCUGUCAAAGCAAAUAUCGGGCAUCUUGAAGGAGCCAGUGCACUUGCAAGCUUGGUCAAAUGCACCUUGAUCCUUGAAAAGGGUAUUAUACCUCCCAAUGCGCUUUUUGAAAAGAUUAAUCCAGCCCUGAACGCCGGAUUUUACAAAGCUGAAAUACCAAAAGGAAGCAUUGAAUGGCCUGGCACAGGGAUUCGUCGUAUAUCUAUCAAUUCUUUUGGAUUCGGCGGCUCAAACUCACACAUCGUACUUGAUGAUGCGUUCCACUAUAUGCAAGAUCGAGGCUUGAAGGGGAUACACAACACGAACCCUCUUCCAGGGUCUAUGCCAAAUGGCCGUCCAGUGACGAGCAAAGAUCAUACAGCCCAUACCAAGGGAACCGAUGGCACCAAGAGUUCAAAAUACAGACCCAGACUGCUCGUAUGGAACGCCGCAGAUGAGCAAGCAUCCAAGCGAACAAUCGAAGCCCACCAAAAGUUCUUUGAGGAAAGGAUCUCAGGUCACCCCGAGUUGCUGGAUCGAUUGGCGUACACUCUGGGUGCUAGGCGAAGCAAGAUGCUUUGGAGAGCCUUUUCAGUGAUUGACAAUGGACCGACAAACCAGAUUUUGGCACUAUCGAAGCCAAUUCGAAGCUCUGAUGACCUAGGCAUGGCAUUUGUUUUCACAGGACAAGGAGCGCAGUACAUCAACAUGGGCUUGGGACUUGAGCAGUACCCCAUCUACAAUGAGACUUUGACCAAGAUCAACGAUAUUUACACUAGCUUUGGCUGCGCAUGGAAUUUGUUUGAGGAACUGGGCUGUGGCGAAAACAUCGAUAAGCCUGAGUACAGCCAGCCGCUAUCUACAGCCAUCCAGAUUGCGUUGUACGAAUUGUUAGUCAGCUUUGGUAUUACACCCAAGGUUGUCGUUGGUCACUCCUCGGGAGAGAUUGCUGCUGCCUAUGCUUCAGGAGGGUUGUCCCUGACAUCCGCCUGCAAAGCGUCCUACUUCCGUGGUCUUUUGGCCGGCAAGUUACGAGAGGCAAAAGUUUCAUCUCCAGGCGCCAUGUUGUCCAUCAAUCUUGCGGCACAUGAAGUCCCAGAGUUCCUGGCAAAGACAGGCAACACUUCGGUCAAUGUUGCAUGCAUCAACAGUCCUCUCAGCAGCACGCUCUCGGGCCUCGAGGAAGCCAUUGAUGCGAUCAAGGCUCAAGCUGAUCUUGACGGAAUCUUUGCGCAGAAGCUGAGGACCGGAGUGGCGUAUCAUUCACCAUCUAUGAAAGCCAUCGCGGACGAGUAUCUUGCCGCUCUCGGCGACCUCAACCCCGAGAAAAAGGAUGAAGUCGAAAUUCCCAUGAUAUCAUCUGUCACAGGUAAAUUGAUUUCCCAUGAGACAUCGUCGACUGGACAAUACUGGGUUGACAAUAUGUUGUCUCCCGUUCUAUUUGCCCAAGCCUUACAGGCUAUGACGAGCAAAGAAUCAGCAAAGAAGCUGGGCCUGGGCAAUAUUACCAACCUCGUCGAGAUAGGACCUCACCCUGCCCUACGCAGGCCAGUCAAAGAUACUUUGAGUUCACUGGGGAACCCUAAGAAAGAAGUACGCUACGCCUACCCACUCCAUCGAUCGCAUCUAGCCACUCAAACGACACUGGAACUGGUAGGACAACUCUUCUGCCAAGGCUACGAUAUCUCAAUCCCAGCAGUGAAUCAGCAGUCCGCCAAGGGGAAAUUCUUAGUUGAUUGUCCCGAAUACCCAUUUGACCAAGCACAGAGAUACUGGACAGAGUCACGCUUAAGUCGGGAUUUCAGGUUGCGCGGCUCAGUCAAAGGAGCAAUGCUCGGAGUUCGAGCAUCUGAUUGGAACCCUCUAGAACCUCGAUGGAGGAACUUUUGGAGCAUUGAGUCAUCGCCAUGGAUUAGAGAUCACAAGAUCAGUGAUACCGUGCUAUUCCCUGCUUCGGGAAUGCUUAUCAUGGCUAUGGAAGCUACUCAACAGAUGGUUCCUUCAGGCCAGCCAGUUGCUGGAUAUUUGAUCCACAGAGCUGAGUUUAUAAGUCCCAUAAUCGUGCCAGAAGCUUGGGAGGACCGAGUCGAGACCCAAGUGAGGCUCCGAACUCUUAAGACACAGCAAAAUGUCAAAUUCGAUGUUACCAUCUUCACAUACUCGCGCGGUGAAUGGAUCGAGUGUUUCCGCGCUAAUACCCAAAUUGACUAUAAAGAGUCAAGUGAGACAAAUGAGAGACGAUUUACUCACGAAUACUUGCGAGACCAAUAUCACAGAACAGCCAAGUCAUGCUCUUUACCAGUUGACUCGCGUGUCCUCUACCACGGCGCCGAGGAUAUAGGCCUUCAAUAUGGAGAUUGGUUCCAAUUGCUCCGGAAUAUUCACUGGGAUGGUGUGACUUCGGCCGUGGCACUUGUUGAUCUGCCUAGAUUGAAGUACGACACCACGAGCUUGGUUCAUCCCGCAAUCCUGGACCAGGCUUUCCAUGUUCUUCGGGCUAGUGCAGGUCAACAGCCCGCUGCAAAUGUUCCUGUACGGCUGGAGGAUGCCUGGUUCUCUGCAGACGGGUGGCAGAAAUCUCGGACAAAUUCAGUACGCUGGUCUUCUAAGUCGGCGUUGACUGUUUAUGGCUAUGGAGAACAGGGCUCUAUCACCGCUCUCGCUGAAGAUGGGACUAUCUUAUGUUCUAUUGAGAAUGCUGUCACUGCAGCUGUGUCCAGAGAAACUACCGAAAAGGAGAGAAAACUCGUCCACUCAGUCGAGUGGAAGCCACAGUUGGACCAACUGAGCCCCAAGCAACUAACACAGGUGCUCAACGCCAAUGCUCCGUCCAAAGACGACAGUGCAGUUCUAGCAAACCAUUCAAAACUCUGUCGUGCAUUGGAGCUUGUUGCUGCUCGCACCCUGAAACGUAUCGACAAGGCCAAAGUCCCUGAAGACCUGCUUCGUCAUGUCGAAUGGAUGGAGCACCAUGUCAGCAAACUAUCUCGUAAACAGCAACUCGAAGCAGACACCAUCAUCGACGAUGAUGUUGAAGCUCGACUGAUGGAAGUCGAUUCUGUCCUUCCAGCCUGGAAACUCUACACAACCUGUGCUCGAAAAUUACCAGAGAUUCUAGCUGGCGAGCUAGAUCCACUCCAGGUCGUUUUCGAAUCUGACCAGGCCGACAUUUUCUAUUCGCACCUAUUCCAGAACUUGUGUGCAGAUGGCCGACUCAACUACCUGCUAGACUUAACUUCCCAUCAGAAUCCAGCUCUUAGGGUUCUUGAGGUUGGUGCUGGCACAGGUGGUAUGACAGGACAUGUUAUCUCAGCGUUGCAGGAGCGCGAGAAACGCACUGGAGGGCUGAGCUUCUCUGAGUAUACAUACACGGACAUAUCUCCCGCCUUCUUCGAGACUGCCAGUCAAAGAUGGCCAGAUCUUCAUUCCCAAGGCCGCAUCAGUUUUAAGACACUCGACCUGGCCCGAUCCAUCGAGAGUCAAGGCUUUGAGCCCCAGUCUUACGACUUGGUCAUAGCCGCCAGUGUGUUGCAUGCAACUCCAUACCUGGAAGCAACUACUCGCAACGUCCAAAAAGCUCUGAAGCCAGGUGGCCGUCUGAUACUCCUCGAGGUCAUCAAUCCGGAUGAUAUUGCUACCAACUUCAUGGCUGGACUUGUGCCGGGCUGGUGGGUUGCCCGCGAGGAGUGGAGGCCGCAUUCCGCUGCUAUACCCGAGAAUUUGUGGGAUAAGUGUCUACGAGACAAUGGCUUUUCGGGGAAUGAUGUGGUGAUUCGAGAUUAUCCGGAUGAUGAGUGUCAUAUCAUGAGCGUUAUUGUCACCACUGCCGUUACGGAACCGACCGAAGCUGUUGAACAAGCAACGAAGAAGGGCCGCAUUUUUAUACUCAUCGAUGAACACGAGUCACAACAGCAGAGACAACUUGCUGAUGGUGUGAGACGUCAACUAGAUCCUGACGGAAGCCGACGUACGACCAUUGUUGCCUUUUCCUUGGACCAACUUCGAAGUCAGCUAGCAGAGUUGACGAGUGAUGACUGUGUCAUCUGCCUUUCUGAAGCAGGUGGCAGACCGCUUCUUUCAUCUUUAUCGGACAGCGAGUUUACUUGUCUCCAGUUCUUGAUCAGCAAGAUCUCCAAUCUUCUCUGGGUCACUUCAACCAAUGCAGCCACACCCGACUUUCCGGAUUAUAGUAUUGCCCAAGGCUUCUUCCGUUCCAUUCGUGCCGAGCAGCCUGAUACUCACAUCGUCACUUUGUCCAUACAAGAUGAGGCAGAGAAUGGUCCAUGCACAGAACCCAUCUCUCAAGUGUUCCAGGCUACUUUCGACUCGGCCGCGCCUUCGAAGGAUGUUGAGUACGUUGUUCGGGACGGUCUCAUUACGACAGGCCGGGCUAUAGAAGACAUCGCUACGAACAAAUUGGUACAAUCUCUUACCUCACCCCAGGUACAGCAGAGAGCUUGGGGCGAUGGGCCGGCCUUGAAGCUUUCGAUGGGAAAACCUGGAACACUUGAUUCACUCCAAUUCAUCGAGGAUGACGUCCAUGCCACCGAACUUGGCCCAUUUGAGAUUGAGAUUGAGGCCAAGGCAUGGGGUCUAAGCUCCCGAGAUCUUGGCAUUGCACUUGGUCAUCUUGACGCUCGUAAUGAGACGUUUGGUAGCGACUGUGCUGGUAUUAUCAAGCGAAUUGGCCAUAAAUGCGACAUGUCAAUACAACCAGGUGAUCGUGUUGGUAUGAUGGCGCCUGGCUGUCUUCAAAAGUAUCCUCGUGCACACGAAGCUAGCGUGUUCAAACUACCAGACGCACUAUCCUUCGAAGCAGCUGUUUCUACAAUUGCUCCUGGAUUGGCUGCUUGUUACUCAGUGCACAAUGUCUCUCAGCUACAGGAGGACGACAAGGUCUUGGUCCACUCAGCGGCCGGGGGUGCAGGACAGAUAGCCGUUAGACUCGCCCAGAUGCUUGGCGCUCACGUCUUUGUUACUGCUUCAUCAGCCGAGGAGAAGCAGUUCUUGAUCGACACGCUUGGCAUCGCUACAGAACAUAUCUUCGAUAGUAAGAGCGCAUCGUUCCCUCAGGUAGUGAUGCGGGCCACCGGACGUUGCGGCGUCGAUGUCGUACUCAACUUCUCUGACCAGGAUACCUUAAAUCAGUCGUUUUCUUGCUUAGCCAUUGGCGGGCGGUGCAUCCAUGUUGGCAGUAUCAACAAUGCAGACGAUCUGGUGCUGCCCACAAAGCUCCUGACUAGAAAUGUGACAUUCUCGUCCGUUGAUGUGUUGAGUCUGAGCCCCAAGGUCAUCGGUCAACUAUCCAAGAUAAUGAUGAAACUACUAGACAACAGCAAGAUUCAGCUGCCACAGCCGUUGCGAGCUUUUGAAGUGCCUCAAAUUGACAAUGCAUUCAGAGAGCUGCAAGAAAACGAAAGGCUGGGACGUGUGGUGAUCACGGUGAAGCCUGAUGAUGUGGUUCCGCAAUUUAUUAAAAACAGUCGGCCAUGGAACUUUGACGAGGACUCAACAUAUUUGGUGGCUGGAGGAUCUGGAGGCCUCGGACGAGCCAUUACAAAGUGGAUGGUCAGCAGAGGGGCCAAACACCUGAUCGUACCCUCUCGAUCCGGUGCCACUUCUCAGGCUGCUGCUCAACUGUUAUCCGAGCUACGUUCUCGCGGCGUGAAUAUCGUUGCGCCCAAGUGCGAUGUAUCGCUCCGGGAGAAUAUGGCAAACAUGUUGCAAGACUGUGCACGCACCAUGCCACCCAUAAAAGGCUGCAUCAACGCCGCAAUGGUGCUCCAAGAUGCCAUCUUCCAGACUAACAUGACAUUCAAGCAGUGGGGUCUCACCAUGCGUUCCAAAGUACAGACAUCGAAGAACCUGCAUGAACUCUUACCGAAGGAUCUUGACUUCUUCAUCCUCCUCUCAUCUCUUGCUGGUGUUGUUGGCCAAAUGGCCAGCGCCAACUAUGCAGCUGGUUGUUCAUAUCAGGAUUGCCUGGCUAGCUAUCGUGUAGCACAUGGCCAGAAAGCGCUUUCUCUCGAUAUUGGUUGGAUGCGGAAUAUUGGUAUCAUUGCUGAGUCAGAAGCAUAUCAGCGUCAACGACAGACGUCUAAUGACAUGCAGCCCAUCGACGCCAAAGAGCUGCUUUCAUUACUAACUCUAUGCUGCGACCCAAAUAAUCCGCCUGUGCUACCGCCUCAAGCCCAAGGCCAAAUUCUUUUCGGCCUCCGCACGCCUGCGGAUAUUCUCAAGGAAGGCCAGCAACCUCCUGCUCUAUUAGAGCAACCGCUUCUCGCCACCUUCUCGAACCUGGUAGACGGGAAAAAUCCCGCCUAUCGCGAGAUUGAUCACAUUGAGAAUGCGAGGGACCUCUUUCAACAGUCUUCAGAAGCUAAAGAGCGGCAGCAAAUUGUCAUACGAGCUAUAGCAGCCAAGCUUGCUCGUGCCAUGUCCAUCUCAGCUGACGACGUUGAGUCAAGCAAGCCACUAUCUUCGUACGGAGUCGACUCACUCAUGGCGGUGGAGCUGAGGAAUUGGAUCAACAAGGAGUUCAGUGCCACAGUUGCUGUUUUUGAUAUCAUCGGCGGGGUACCCAUUGCAAGUAUUGCGGAAGGAAUAGAAGCGAAGAGUUCGAUUUAG
Molecule: messenger RNA, 7632 nt
Organism: Fusarium poae
Lineage: Eukaryota; Fungi; Ascomycota; Sordariomycetes; Hypocreales; Nectriaceae
Gene: FpPKS2
Product: polyketide synthase FpPKS2
Exons: 12
Coding region: 1-7632 (2543 amino acids)
Biological process (GO): fatty acid biosynthetic process; secondary metabolite biosynthetic process
Molecular function (GO): oxidoreductase activity; phosphopantetheine binding; fatty acid synthase activity
Source: RefSeq, a predicted model, not a curated record